AUGGCAACUCUGUCGCCUCCCGACCAUUCGACAUAUCCACCCCCGAGCUCCUCUCCCUCGUCAAACACUCUACUCGAAGACCCCACAGAUGACCCCACCACUACUAAAUCAGGCAAUGAUACCAAGAAUCCUGCUUUGCUUAAUCACUCUCAAGGUGGAAUGAGCGAAGAGACGGCCCGUGCGGAGUCCAAAGUGAAAGAGCCGGAAGCAGGCGUACAUGUCAAGCUAUCCCAGAAACGAAAAUGGAUGUUGCUGUUUGUCUUCAGUGCGGCACAGUACCUCGACAUCGCGCUCUACUCGAGUGGCUUGAUUUUGACCGACAGCAUCCAGCAAGAUCUCGGUAUCCUAUACGAGUCCUCGUCUUGGGUUAUCACGGCAUACACUGUCACCUUCGCAUCCUUCCUCCUUCUAUGGGGUCGCGUCUCCGACCUCUAUUCGCCUAAAGCAGUCUUUGCAUAUGGGUUUCUCCUUCUGGGAUUAUUCAGCCUUGUGGUUUCAUUCAUGCCAAAUCAGUAUGCUUUCUUUGUCUUCAGAGCUUUGAUGGGGAUAUGUGGAGCCGCAACUAUACCCUCGGCCUAUCGCUUGAUUGUCGCGGUUUUCGAACCUCAAGAGCUCAACAUUGCCCUGACCAUGUUUAUUAUGAGCGGACCACUGGCUGUUUGCUCAGCUAUGAUCAUCGCCGCAGUUUUCGAGUUUGUAACAGUCUCGAACCAACUGGCCGGAUGGAGAUGGUUCUUUAGGAGUAUCGCAUUGGUCGUCGCGCCCUUCGGUAUCUUUGCUUUGAAAGCUAUUCCCUCAGAAGCUGGCCGGCUCGAUAACCAGAAGCUUGACCGUAAAGACAGACUUAAACGCUUGGAUGUUGUUGGCUGCGCUCUCAUGUUGUCCGGCAUUAUCUUGUUUGUUCUUGGUCUUACUCUGGGGUCUUCUUUCGGGUGGAGAAAGCCCGGAUUCCUGGUGCCCUUCCUUCUCUCCUGGCCGAUAUUCGUGUCCUUGUUCUUUUGGGAAGCCCGAUUGCCGGAGGGUUACGCCCUCAUUCCGCCACGUUUCUGGAAGUUGAGGAACACGGCCCUCAUCAUAUUCUGCUCGUUGGCGAUCUAUCCUCUCUGGGCGGUGACUCAGCUUGCAUUCAUUGAACGCUCUCUCAUUGUCUGGGACGAGCUCGCAAUCGUUGCUGCUGUUCGCAUGCUUCCUUCCUCGAUUGUGGCAGUCAUCGUUGCCUUGGUUCUGCCCCGCAUACUCAAGAAUGUGCGCAAUCUUCGGUGGCCGAUGGUAUUUGGUUUGGGUAUUUCUGGGCUCUUGGUCAUCCCCAUGAUCUACUCGGAAGGCGAGAUCUUCCACAAUGCGUACUGGAGGUGGCUAUUCCCUGCUUUCAUAGUAGGGAGCUGUGCCAAUACGGUAUUCUUCCUUUGCGCCAAUGUCGCUAUCGUGACCAGUGUCGAUAAAGAGAUGGGCGGCGUCGCGGGUGCGCUCUUUCAAGUAGCCCUGCAGCUUGGCACCGUCAUUGGGCUUUCCGUUCAAGCUGGUUUUCUCACCCUCCACCCCGGCAACGUCAGCAACUGGGACAAUGUCUCUGGUUCGUUCUGGUUCGUCGUCGGAUGGCAGUUGCUGGCUGCUCUUCUUACCGCGGUAUUCUAUCGGCAGCCGAAAAAAGAUGAGGAGGAUGAGGACAGUGGAGAGACUGCUGUCAUGGCCCAAUGA
Molecule: messenger RNA, 1698 nt
Organism: Cryptococcus wingfieldii CBS 7118
Lineage: Eukaryota; Fungi; Basidiomycota; Tremellomycetes; Tremellales; Cryptococcaceae
Exons: 7
Coding region: 1-1698 (565 amino acids)
Biological process (GO): transmembrane transport
Cellular component (GO): membrane
Molecular function (GO): transmembrane transporter activity
Source: RefSeq, a predicted model, not a curated record